CUAAGGCCAGCACGGGUGCCAUCGAACUCAAGAUUCCUGAAUCCAUGUAUAGUGAUUUUUAUUGUUGUUGCUGUGGUGGUGAUCCUGGCAGUGAUUAUAGGUCUACUUAUCCACUUUCUAGCUUUUGAUCAAAAAUCUUAUUUUUACCAUGGUGAUAUUCACAUUUUAAAUGUUAAAUAUAGUGAUCAGUUAAAUUCACCAGCUACACAAGAAUAUAAGACUUUGAGCAAUCAAAUUGAAUCCCUGCUCAGUAAAACAUUCAAAGAAUCGAAUUUUAGAUAUCAGUUUGUUAGAGCUCGUGUUGUCAAACUAAGGCAAACUGAUAAUGGUGUGAUAGCACAUAUUGUCAUGAAAUUUAAAUUUACUAGAAAUUUCAAUGGAGCAUCAAUGAAAAAAAGAAUUGAGUCUGUCUUGAACCAUAUGUUGAAUAACUCUGGAAAUUGGGAAAUAAAUCCUUCACCUGAGAUAAAACCCAUUACUGAUGAGGAGACUGUAGAUAUUUUUACUCAAACAUCUUGUGGGGCUCGUCCAGAUCUAAUAACAUUGUCAGAGGAGAGGAUCAUUGGAGGCACAAAGGCUGAGGAAGGAGACUGGCCUUGGCAAGUCAGUCUACGACUAAAUAAUGGUCACUUCUGUGGAGGGAUUCUCAUCAGCAACUCCUGGGUCCUGUCAGCAGCUCAUUGCUUCAGAGGAAAAUCUGAUCCUCGUCAAUGGACUGCUACUUUUGGUAUUUCCACAAGAUUUCCUAAGCAGAUCAUAAGAGUACAAACGAUUAAAGUUCAUAGCAAUUACAUUUUUGCAACUCAUGAAAAUGAUAUUGCAGCUGUGAAACUUGAGAGAAGUGUCAAAUUUACCAAAAAUAUCCAUAGAGUAUGUCUCCCAGAGGCUACCCAGAAUAUUCUACCUAAUUCCGUUGCAUAUGUCACAGGAUGGGGAUCAAAACGAUAUAAUGGCCACAGUGUUCCAGAUCUAGAACAGGCACAGGUCUACAUAAUAAGUAAUGAAGUAUGUAAUGCACCAUCUAGCUAUAAUGGAAUGAUCUCUUCUGGAAUGAUAUGUGCUGGAGUACCUGAAGGUGGAGUAGAUGCAUGCCAGGGAGACUCUGGUGGCCCUCUGGUACAAGAAGAUUCACGGCGACUUUGGUUCCUGGUGGGGAUAGUAAGCUGGGGUUAUCAAUGUGGUCUACCAGAUAAGCCUGGGGUAUACACACGAGUGACAGCCUAUCGAAAUUGGAUACGAGAACACACUGGAGUCUAG
Molecule: messenger RNA, 1257 nt
Organism: Suncus etruscus (white-toothed pygmy shrew)
Lineage: Eukaryota; Metazoa; Chordata; Mammalia; Eulipotyphla; Soricidae
Gene: TMPRSS11D
Product: transmembrane serine protease 11D
Exons: 9
Biological process (GO): proteolysis
Cellular component (GO): plasma membrane; extracellular region
Molecular function (GO): serine-type endopeptidase activity
Source: RefSeq, a predicted model, not a curated record